Messenger RNA from Acanthaster planci (crown-of-thorns starfish), 4173 nucleotides. Its product is annotated as tRNA wybutosine-synthesizing protein 5-like. The record is from RefSeq and is a predicted model, not a curated record. Lineage: Eukaryota; Metazoa; Echinodermata; Asteroidea; Valvatida; Acanthasteridae. Gene Ontology annotation, molecular function: calcium ion binding.
GUCAAAUGAUCUUAUUGGGCAGUAUCCCCAAUCCUUAACGGACUCCAAACAAGACAGUAAACCUCUCGUCCCUGGUAUCUGUUCGACUUGUCCUUUUAACCACAGGUAGUCCGUUAUUUCAUGUAUGAAAUCUGCAUAAACAUGUAUUUCCGGUAACUCAGAUUCAGAACUAGCACAGCUUUGUAAAGUCAUCAACCUGCGACUACUCCUACAUCACUCUCACCAUGAAGAUUGCAGAAAUAUUUCCCAUACUCUCCAUCACAAUCUGGCUCGUGGCGUCCUUGCAUUUCUCAGUUGCUGAGGAUGUUCAAUCUACUCAUUCUUACGGCCAGUCCUCUUCCCCGACCUCGUUCCCACCCGGCCAUCUGAAGCCUUUGGCUUCCGAGUCUACCCGACUCCCCGUCUCGGUCAUCGAGGAGUUCCCCUCCCCGUUCGAGUUCUUUCGCGACUAUGUCUACCCUUCAGUUCCUGUACUAGUCAGGCAGGGAGCGCGGCGUUCGCCGGCCUUCCGGAAAUGGACCGACGAGUACCUGAAGAGCUUGCCCGAGUCUCAGGAACUGAUCCGUGUGGAGAUGCGGAAGGUGGAGGAAAGACAACUACCGAGAAUGGAGAUGCCCUUGGCUGAAUUCCUCGACAGAUAUCAAACCCACGAUGAAUACCUUGUAGCAAAAGUUCCAGAUUACUUAAAGAAGGAUGUGUUACUCCCGCCAUCGUUGCAAUGUGCUUACAUCACUGCCAAUAUGCUGGAGACGAUGCUGUGGAUUAGUAGCGGCGGGACCAAGUCUCACUUGCACACCGAUUACGUCGACAUCAUCAACUGUGUGUUUAGAGGACAGAAAGACUUCCUGCUUGUCAAUUACACCAGGUACAGAGACCAGAUUCUGUACGACCAUCCGGAGGGCUUCUACUCGAGCGUAGACGUCGAACGAGUCGACUUGAACAAAUUCCCUGGGCUUCGAAAUCUGGAGUUCUUGGAGGCUAAAGUGGAAGCAGGAGACUGUCUCUAUCUCCCCUUCAAAUGGAUUCAUCAGGUGAAUUCGUAUGGAAGUAACGUCGCCGUCAACAUGUGGUGGAAUCACCAGGCCUACGUUGUACCAACCCCGGAGUCCUGCGGAAGGCCCGACCCAGGGCUCUCGCUGGCUGAUGUUCGCUUCUAUUUCCACGAACAGCCAGACGCUUACAAAGAGGGCGAUCUCCAUCCGGAACUGGCUUUCGUUCAGUACCCAUCCGCAAGUUUGACGGCAUUUAUGGUCGAAGAAGAGAUGGAGUCAUUGACAGAGCGGCAAUUUCUUGAAUUCAUGGACAUGAUACUGCCCGGGUUGGACCACAGUAACAUCUGGACUGAAGAGGCUUUGAAUCUUACACAUCAGAUAUUCAAGAUUCUUGAUAUCGAUGGCAAUGGGGAGAUAACAUUACAGGACGCGGAGGAGUUUCCCAGGGAUGUCAACGAGCUUAACCUCUUUUUCAUCAACCUCGGACAGAAGAUGAUGGUCUUGUGCGACAUCGUUGACGGUCAGAUUUCAAAGCAAAAAGAGGAGACUUUGAAGAGGUUACAGAGAGACAAAGUCCAAGAUGCUGACAAGCCAUUUCGUGAACCUAGCAGCAAGAUCAGACAGAUGAACGAUCGAAUUUCUGUGCCUAAACAGGAAUUGUAAUGAUCAGUUUUUCAAAACAAAAAUGAAAUUUUGAGAAAAUGUUUAACGAUAUAAUUUCCUUCUAACGGAUACUCUUUCUAUGGAUUGACUUUGAAAGGAAAUUACUUUAAAACAUAAGUUCAUAUACGAUAAUGGAAAUAAUAGUUGUUCAUUGUUUUGAGGCUAUAAACAUGGCUACAAGAGCUGUUUUUCUUUCCGUUCAUGUUCUACACUUUACUUGCCCUUCUUUUCAAGCUCUAUAGAAUAUUUCUGUAGCCUUAACGUACAAAUAUACGGUAUCACAGAUGAAACUUUCUUUUCAUCGUAAGGCAAUAUAUCUUAUUCUCACAACAAUCGUUUUGCUGGCUUAUUCAAUUAUCAUGUUAAUGUUUACAUUAUGAAUAUUUGUAUAAGGACAGCGUUUCCCGUCUUUUUAAACACUUUCAGUUUUGAUAAUAUGCAGCGCUGACAAUUUAUAGUACUCCUACCUAUUCGACAGUCAGAUCACGGCAUGUUGCAAUUAUACCCAGGAAUGGUUCCACACAGCGGAAAGUGUGUUGAGAGAUGGCGCUAUUCACGGUAAUAGAUCGCGGCUCUUCCUUUUCAUUUGAUUGGACAAAAGUUGCGUGGGGCAGGGGUGAGCGCACUGUUGUCUUUGCUGAGAGCCGAACUCAGAGCAAAAACAAAUUAAAAUUGAGGAUCCGGGUUUGGCUAAAGAUGCGAAGUCUAAGCGUUUAGUUUUCUUUUCAUGACAACCACAAACGUUGUCUUGUUCCAUCUUCCAGCCUAUUCUGAAUUAACAGAGAUUUGUCGGAAUACAGUUUGCAGUGAAUUUGCUCAGGAAAAGUUAUACCGGUAUUGUACUAACAACACGAAGUACCAGCCUUUCCCACAUCCCUAACUAGUACUGUAAUUUUUAUAUGUAAGUGGCCUUCAUAGUUCUCGUUUAGAUCUGAAAUUCCAAUUCACUCCAAGAACUCUUUCGUGAGUUUGCUUUUAGUAGGAAGGGAAACUGUACGACAAGAAAAGAAGAAUCCCGGAAACUUAGCAACUAGUUUGUGAAGGUUUUUAAUAAUUGUGAGCACGACCGCACUCAAAAACCCUCACUCAGGGACACCCCAAGCCAACUCCGCGGCCCAGAGCUAGAGGUGGCCCUGUCCCUGAAUAUUGUCUGAAUUUCUCGCGCCCAAACCUGUGUGAUUUGCUCGUGCAGUCUCGGGUAAACACGACACCUGAGGGGAAAACGCAGACCAUGUUGUUUUACUUGCCGCUGGCCAGUCAAGCACAAUGUUUGAAACGUUAAUCAAAAGUGGUUUACCUCGUCUUUGUACAAGAAGGAGGAAGUGUGUGUGUUCUAAUGACACUUGGUACCGCUGGUACAUACUAAAUCACAACAUUUGUUGAGAGAAUUAAAGUUAUGACGUCUGUGCUUACUUUUAUUUGAUUUCUUGUGCCAAUAAAGAAGUGAUCAACAAAUUCCUUGAAAACACACCUUUAUGUACCAUUUAACCCAAUUUUCAAUUACGAGUUUUCAUCGUGAGGGUAUUUUAAGGCAAUUCGUUUUUAAUUGUUGGCAAUUCUUCAUGAGCUGAAAAGUAUAAUCCUGACAAAAAGGGGUUAAUUACAGCUAUUACAAUGGAUGGCUUGGGAAUUAUCUCUGUGAUCUUCGUUGUGAGAGUCACGGAGUGGCUAGGUUGGUGUUUUUAUAAAGCUGUGCGGAUUCUAAAUCGGAAUCACCAGAAAUAUAUAUAUUCCAUGCAUGAAAUGGGGGAUUGCUGGUAGUUGAACGAUUAAAAAAAACAACUCAGCAGUACCCGGAAUUGCAGGGAAAAAAGCUCCGUAACAAACAGGUGCUGGGACCGAGAGAUUUCUGUACUUCAAUACCGUUGAAGAUUGGCCAUUUCGCCCAGACAAGAUUGCCCGAGAGGACCCACCGCUCUGGAGUUCCCCAUUCCUUGGCUGAUUACAACAUUCAUGACGUCAUGCUUCCGUUUUCGGUCACCGCUUUUCAUCACGGUUCAUGUCGAGAGGUCGAUCACCAUUGCAAGUUCAUUCCUGAUUGGUGCAUCAUCACCCUCAACCAACUCUGAAUUACGCCCCCAAAUGGUUUGCUUUAUAGGGCCAUGCGUGAGUGGGCGGAGUCAGACCACUUGGUGAUUAUGUUAAAAACGGAGCACAGGGCAAGUUCACUUCACAACCAGACUUCAAGAUGGCAGCGAAGACAAGUGUUCGUGCUUCCGUCAUCCUGUUUUGGAUGCUACUGUCUCUCCCAGCAUCGGAUGCGUGCCGUGGGGGUCGUGGAGGCGGCACUUCAUGCAGGCGACCGCCAACCUUAGUGCGUGGAACUUGCCCCUGGACUAUAACAGUGUAUGCAGGCCCUCUGUCAUCGAGUGCGAAUGCUCGAUGGUCUGAACCGAGAGCAAGAACUGAAGACACCCAUUGUGGUCCCGUUAGAGUUCUGAGAGAGGAUGGCGGCCCAAUCAAUGGUGGCUACUUCGAUGCUAGUCAAUCACCUUACUACAUCAGAUACUCAGCCACA